Cyprinus carpio (common carp) is the source of this 785-nucleotide messenger RNA. RefSeq names its product galactose-specific lectin nattectin-like. The coding region runs from base 1 to 438 and encodes 145 amino acids. The transcript is spliced from 5 exons. Lineage: Eukaryota; Metazoa; Chordata; Actinopteri; Cypriniformes; Cyprinidae. The record is from RefSeq and is a predicted model, not a curated record.
AUGGUGUUCUCCAUGGGAGAUGCAGAUGGCCUGCUGGAUACAGUUGGAUGGACAAGUUUUGGAGGCCGAUGCUACAAGUUCAUCUUCUUCACGGAAACCUGGUUCUCUCAGUCGACCAGCUGGAUCGCAGCAGAGAGAAACUGUAUUGAGGAGCAUGCAAAUGUCGCAUCUGUGCACAAUGAACUGGAAAACAACUUUCUGAUUGGUCUGUUGCCUUCUACUACUACACGAUGUUGGCUUGGUGUUCAAGAUGCUGUAGAAGAAGGACAGUGGUUGUGGAGUGAUGGAACUCCAUAUGACUACAGCAACUGGUGCUCUAAUGAACCUAACAAUCUAAAUGUUGAGAACUGUGGAGAGAUCAACUGGACCUCUGACCGUUGCUGGAAUGAUGCAAGCUGUUCAACCUCAAUGGGCUAUGUUUGUGCUAAAGACCUGUGAGCUCAUACAUUAGUCAUCCUGCUCCGCAGUUACUUUGAUUGUGCUACAUUUAAAGUUUCUGAACUUCUUUUUACAAAACAUUCUCAACCUUAAUCUCUUCUCAAUACUGAAACGCUCCUCAACUCAAAAUCAUGAAAGCAAACCUUGUGUGUUGUGGUGUUUAAUCAAAAUUGUGUAACAGUUAGAAUAUAUGGUUUGUAGAAUGGCAUUAAGAGAUGUUUGUCUUACUAUGUAAAUGCAAAAAGAAGAUUUGGUAUUUUGCAACUAAUGCAAUUCUCAGGCAUAGGUAAAACUUGGUUUAUCAAAAUGUAUUAAUAUGCCAUUAUCGUAGCGUAAAAUAUUGAGAA